Messenger RNA from Bursaphelenchus okinawaensis, 1525 nucleotides. The record is from the annotation of a GenBank genome assembly. Lineage: Eukaryota; Metazoa; Nematoda; Chromadorea; Rhabditida; Aphelenchoididae.
AUGCAAGUACCAGCUCCGGUUGUGCAUCAUGAAGAAGCCAAAGAGUUUUUCACAAUAAUACCUAAAGAUUACGUUGUCAAAGAAACUAUCAAGGAUGAAGUUCAGUUGAAUACAGUAACAGUACGUAAAUUACAAAAGAUAAGGCUUAACAGCAUUGACUAAAAAUAGGAUCACUUCAAAUAUUCAGAGUUAGUAAAGCUAUGAUGUUGUUCAAAUAAUUUCGUGCUUCCUCUCAAAACAAGUUUUUGGGGUUAAGGGGCACAUAAUUAUUUGAACAACCUUAUAGUUUUACUAACUAUAUAACUUCAGAACUCCUACUUCACUUUUAACCAAAACCCAACGUAUAUAGACAAGUUCUCUAAAUAUGACUUGCCAUCGUAUUAUAUCAAUAAAAGACACUCAAUGUCAAUCUCAACAAGCCAAAAUAACCAAAUCAUAUCAACUACUGAAGACCAAUUUACUAUAGUAUUAAAUGCUUACAACCGUGAUGAGCAACUUCACUUUGUCCUCCAGAAACUGGAUAAACUACAGUAUGUAAAGUCUGUUAUUGUGGUAUGGAAUGACCAAACAAGAGAGCCGGCUACUGCUGAACAUUGGCCAAAAAUUCAUGUCCCAAUCCAUUUUGUUAGAGCUAAAGAAGACUCAAUGAACGAGAGGUUUAGGCCGCUGGACUUGAUUGAAACUAACGCUGUGUUUAGUAUGGAUGACGACUUUGAGGUGGGCAAUGAGGUCAUUGAAUUGUCGUUUAGGUAUGUCACAAUGGCUUAUUUAAUGUAGCCUUACUAAACCUCAACCUUUCAGAAUCUGGCAAUCAAAUCCAGAAACAAUAGUCGGCCCAAAUGCCAGGCUAGCUCUGUUCAACAAAGAAAAAGAAGAGUUCGAAUACCUAACUGAAAACGAAUGCAUGUACAACAUCAUCCUGACUAGUGGAGCUUUCAUGCACCGAAGUUACUUGGCUUCAUAUUGGAGUGCUGAUUUCAAACAAGUCAGAGAUUACGUGUCAACAGUCAAAAACUGUGAGGAUUUGGCCAUGAACUUUGUUGUCCAACAUUAUUCACGGAAAGAACCAAUUAAAAGCACACAUCUUUUGAGAAGCAGGUAGGUUAAUAAGCUUAAAAGUUAAAUUUUUGAGUUUUAAAAAACAAAAUUUUAAAAAAUAUUAUGUUGUUUAAAAAGUUCUGAGCUACUUCUCACAGCCAAUUUUCGGAAUUCGGGCACAGAAUUAUUUGUACAACCUCAUAUACGUGUGGGAAUUACAAUACCUAAAAACUGAGUGAAAGCUCGACAAACAUAAGGUAAAACCAGUAUUCUAAAAUACGAAAUAGCGUAAAUUGCCCAUAAUUUCAGUGGAAGAUUCGAAAAACCGUCAAAAUUAUCACUACGCCCAAAUCACCUUGAUGACAGAGCUAAAUGCCUCAAAAUGCUGCGAAGAUUCUUCAGCUACAACCCUCUAAUUACAACUGAACACCGAGUAGAUUCUCUCCAUUACAAUCAUGAGCACCUCAAGUGCUACAACAAUGUUUAA